Molecule: messenger RNA, 1067 nt
Organism: Vigna unguiculata (cowpea)
Lineage: Eukaryota; Viridiplantae; Streptophyta; Magnoliopsida; Fabales; Fabaceae
Product: Integrase-type DNA-binding superfamily protein
Biological process (GO): regulation of DNA-templated transcription
Molecular function (GO): DNA binding; DNA-binding transcription factor activity
Source: RefSeq, a predicted model, not a curated record
AUGAACCUUUAUAAGUGUUAUAUGAGUCACUGAGAAGAAGUGACAAAGAAAAGAGAGGAAAAAAAAGUCGUAGCUAAUGAAUUUCACUUGCAUGCCAAAUGAGAAUAGCCUCCUCCUCCACCUCCUUCUGCUCUUCUUCUUCAUCCAAAAAUAAGCAACUAAACUCCAUCAUCGCUGUAGAAAGAACCACAUAGUGAUAAUUUAGUUUUCUUCGGCAAUAAAGAAUGAGGGUUUCAGCGGAGAAGACGAUGUCGUUGGAGACCGAGGCGGGGCGAGAGAGCAAGAAGAUAAAGCGCAUUCGCGACUCGAGCAAGCACCCGGUGUACCGCGGCGUGCGGAUGCGGAACUGGGGGAAGUGGGUGUCGGAAAUCCGCGAGCCGCGGAAGAAGUCGCGGAUAUGGCUAGGCACAUUCCCGACGCCGGAGAUGGCGGCGAGGGCGCACGACGUGGCCGCCCUCAGCAUCAAGGGCUCCGCCGCCAUUCUGAACUUCCCCCACCUGGCGAACUCCCUCCCACGCCCGGCCUCCCUGGCGGCGCGCGACGUCCAGGCGGCGGCGGCGAAGGCGGCGCACAUGGAGCCGUCCUCGCUCUCGUCCUUGGUGUCAGCAAUGGACCUGUCCUCUGCCUCAGACGAGUUGACUGAGAUAGUUGAACUCCCGUCCCUGGAAAGCACCGACGAUGGGUGUGUGGAGUUGGAGAAGGAGUUCGUUUUCGUGGACUCGGUGGACACGUGGAUGUACCAGCCACCACCCUUUGAUUUUGACGCGGAACGGGACAUUGCCUUGGAGGGUCUGGUGUGGAAUUACUAGGUUCUUCUUCUCCGUGGCCUGGUGUUGUAUAAAUAUUCAAAAUCAUCUCUUUUGUACGGUUUGGUUGGUUGGUGUGUGUUGUCUUAGCGGUGAGAGCAGCCACUUGUGGUUUUUCUUUCAGGGGCUGUUAUUCUUCAUCGUCUCUGUGUGUGUCUUUCCUUAACUCCUCUCAUUUUAAUUGUAAAUGGGUAGAACAAAUAAAGUAAGAGGACAACAUUAAUUUGUGUUUCUUUCUAUUCGGAGUCUGGUUUGGUUUAA